Molecule: messenger RNA, 1533 nt
Organism: Heterobilharzia americana
Lineage: Eukaryota; Metazoa; Platyhelminthes; Trematoda; Strigeidida; Schistosomatidae
Source: the annotation of a GenBank genome assembly
AUGAUGAAAUUUAUCACUUAUUUUCUUGCUCAAAUUGGACCGAAUUCAGAAUAUACUUGGACACGUUUAAUCUAUAGUGCACUUAAAGCUCCUACAUAUCAUCUUUAUUUUGAAUUAUUUUUAAUUAUUGGAAUUGUAUGGCUUUUAUUUAAACAAAGUUAUCGUAUCAAUGAUGUGAUAAAUUUAAGUAUUGAAGAAAAAAAUCAACUUAUUACUGAUUGGAAACCUGAUAGUUUAGUUCCAAAAGAUUGGAAACCAUCAAAAUAUCUUUUAAAACAAUUUCAUAGAUAUGCAUAUAGUCGACUUGGCAAAUAUAUCAAUUUCAAUCCAACAGGAGGAAAAGAAGAGAAUGAAACUCAUGAAAAGAUGAUCAACUGUAGAAACCAUCUUAAUUUUGCAACAUUGAAUUUUCUAAAUUUCAUUGAAGAUUCAGAUUUGUCUACUGCUGCUAUUGAACAAAUGAAAAAGUAUGGUGUUGGUUCAUGUGGGCCAAGAGGAUUUUAUGGUACAUUUGAUGUUCACUUAGAACUAGAAAAGAAAUUGGCUGAAUUUCUUAGUGUAGAAAAAGCUGUAAUCUAUUCAUAUGGAGCUGCUACAUUCUCUAGUGCUAUCCCAUCUUAUUCUAAGCGAACUGAUGUGAUAUUUGCUGAUGAAGGCAUUAGUCAUACUGCUUAUCAAGGUUUAAUAGCAUCUAGAAGUCAUGUUAAAUUUUUUCAUCAUAAUAAUAUGGAUCAUUUAGAACAAUUGUUAAUAGUACAGGCAAAAAAAGAUGAAGAAGAUCCUAAACGUGCAUUAUUAACACGUCGAUUUUUUGUUGUUGACGGUUUAUACUUGAAUUAUGGUGAUAUUUGUCCUUUACCAGAGCUUAUUGCUUUAAAGUACAAGUAUAAAGUUCGUAUACUGUUAGAUGAAACAAUGUCAUUCGGUGUAUUGGGUAAAACAGGUAAAGGUGUCACAGAAUACUACGGUGUUGAUAUAGAAGAUAUUGAUUUAAUUUCAGGUUCGUUGGAAACUGCCUUAGGAGUAUGCGGUGGAUUUUGUGCUGGAUCUCAAUUUGUUGUCGGACAUCAAGAACUCUCAGGACAAGGUUAUUGUUUUUCAGCUUCACUACCACCUAUGUUAGCUUCAGCUGCAUGCAAAGCAGUUUGUAAACUUCAAUCAUCUCUAGAAAAUGGUAAACGUAAUAAGCGUUUAUUGGAGUUGUCCAGGUUAACAGACAAUUUAUUCCAUUCUAAUACUAAGUUAACCAGCAUUUGGAAGUUAUACGGUCAUCCAGACAGUCCAUUAAAACACUUAAGAUUAAGAGAGAAUAAUACAAUUUACAAACUUGAGGCUAUUGUACAAGCUGCUUUUGAUUGGGCUGACGAACGUAACUCGGAAGCACCUCCAAUAUUGCUAACAGUUGCAAGAUAUACACAUAACACCAAUUACAGUAACCCACCACCAAGUAUACGUAUUGCAUUGAAUUGUGAUUUAACUGACGAUGAGGUGCAUCAUCUAUUCUACGUUCUCUCAUCAAUCAUUACUGCUUGA